Cricetulus griseus (Chinese hamster) is the source of this 2705-nucleotide messenger RNA. Lineage: Eukaryota; Metazoa; Chordata; Mammalia; Rodentia; Cricetidae. The record is from RefSeq and is a predicted model, not a curated record.
GGCUUGUAAUAACUUCCUGUGGCACAGGGAGAUUGAAAAGAAGCGCUUCCGGCGGCCUUGGACCAUUAAUCAAAAAACUAGCCUCCUAGGUUUGAUCCAGUCGUCGCCUCGGCCCUGUCAGAGUCGGACAGCUGCGUAAACCGCUCCUGGCACACGGCGGACACAGAGCCUGCACCUUCACACAAUGUCUGGUGUUCAGUGGGUGUGUACUGAACCUGAAGAGACAUAUAAGCAAUGAAUCUGGAGAAACAAAUUGAAGACAGAUUGAGAACAUCAUUUGUACCAGAGUUUUGCUACCACCUUUUUCAAAGUGAUCUUCACUUACUUUUUAUGUAAUAACUGCCUGGACUUCAUAUUUUUCACUACAGAAGCCUAUGAUCUACAAUUGCCAGAAACUUAAACACAUUACCUUAGGGUAUUGUCUACAUUAAACCCCAGAGCUCUUUCUCUGCUUGCACUAAAAUGUUGAGAUACUGGGGAGAGAUACCAAUCCCAUCAGGACAGACCAACAGAAGUUCCUUUGAUCUGCUCCCACGAGAGUUCCGCCUGGUGGAAGUCCAUGACCCACCCCUGCACCAACCCUCAGCCAACAAGCCCAAACCCCCCACUAUGCUGGACAUCCCCUCAGAGCCCUGCAGCCUCACCAUCCACACCAUUCAGCUGAUCCAGCACAACCGACGUCUCCGCAACCUUAUUGCCACAGCUCAGACCCAGAGUCAGCAACAGAGAGAAGGUGUGAAGGCUGAAGAGAGUGAGCCUCUUCCCUCCUGCCCCGGGUCACCUCCUCUCCCUGAUGACCUCCAGCCUUUAGAUUGUAAAAAUCCCAAUGCACCAUUCCAGGUCCGGCACAGUGACCCAGAGAGUGACUUUUACCGUGGAAAAGGAGAACCAGUGACUGAACUCAGUUGGCACUCCUGUCGGCAGCUCCUCUACCAAGCAGUGGCCACAAUCCUGGCCCAUGCAGGCUUCGAGUGUGCUAAUGAAAGUGUCCUGGAGACCCUAACUGACGUAGCUCAUGAGUACUGCCUUAAGUUCACCAAGUUGCUGCGCUUUGCCGUAGACCGGGAGGCCAUGCUGGGACAGACUCCUUUCCCUGAUGUCAUGGAGCAGGUGUUCCAUGAAGUGGGCAUUGGCAGCAUGCUCUCCCUCCAGAAAUUCUGGCAGCACCGCAUCAAGGACUAUCACACUUACAUGCUGCAGAUUAGUAAGCAGCUCUCUGAGGAGUACGAAAGGAUUGUCAAUCCUGAGAAGGCCACAGAAGACACUAAACCUGUGAAGAUCAAGGAGGAACCUGUGAGUGACAUCACGUUUCCUAUCAGUGAGGAGCUGGAAGCUGACCUUGCUUCUGGAGACCAAUCCUUACCAAUUGGAGUCCUCGGGGCUCAGAGUGAGCGCUUCCCAUCCAACCUGGAGGUGGAGGCUUCGCCACAGGCUUCGAGUGCAGAGGUAAAUGCUUCUCCUCUUUGGAACCUGGCUCAUGUGAAAAUGGAGCCUCAAGAAAGUGAAGAAGGCAAUGUGUCUGGGCAUGGGGUAUUAGGCAGCGAUGUCUUUGAGGAACCAAUGUCAGGCAUUAGUGAAGCUGGAAUCCCUCAGAGCCCUGAGGACUCGGACAGCAGCUAUGGCUCCCACUCCACUGAUAGCCUCAUGGGGUCCUCCCCUGUUUUCAACCAGCGCUGCAAGAAGAAGAUGAGGAAGAUUUAACUGCAAAGGACAUUUCCAGUCCAGACUUACAACAUCAGCAGAAAACCUUGAUAUUUAGAGUGUUUCCAUAAAUAGUGAUUGGACUUUAAUUCUUAAAUACAGUGGGCUUUCCUAAUUUCAGAGAAAAGGCUCUUAACCUAGUUACAUUUCACUUUAGAAUCAUUUUUGUACUUUUUCAGAACAACUAAGCCACUAUUUACAGACGACUGUGAUACUGGCAGUAAUCAGACCAAAGCCCUGUCCCCAGCUGUUCUUUUACUGUGGGACAACAUGUUUCUUAGCUCCCCUCAGCCAUCUCUCUGACACAGUUGAGAAGAAUCAUGCUACCCUGAUGUUCCCUGCAGAGGUGCAAAGCUGAGAUGUUUGCUUAAACAUCAAAGCUUGCACAGAUUCACGUAAAUAGAUGCCAUUAUAGACAUCAGGUUUUCAUUAAUUUAUUCUGGGUCAAGCUACUGGAAAUCCAGUAGUAAUAUAGGAAAUAGCUAAGCAUAACAAAGGUCAUGUUCCAAAACUAUUUUUGCUACUCAAGCCUCUUAUAAAACGAGAGCCCUGUAGUGACAGCCAUUUUCCUUAUGCAGACAGCUCUUCCCCACAAUUCUUCCUUUUCUAGGUUACCCAGCCUCAUCCUUUCUACUUUUCGAAUGCUUUCUGCUGACAUAGACUUUCAAAUAUUUUUUCCAUGUACAUCUUCCAACUGCUCAUUUUUUCCUUUGUGAAGGAUACAAAACAGGCCCUGCUACGGUUGCAGGAUGGGCAGCCUUUGGUUUGUUUUAGGUUGUUCUUUUUUGUUUUUGUUUUUGUUUUGUUUUUUUUUAAAGACAUUUGAGGAGCCAGAGAAAUGGCUCAGUGGGUGAAGGCACUUGCAACUUGAGUUCAAUCCCUGGGACCCACAUGGUGCAAGAGGAGAACAAAGACUAACUUCUCCAAGUGGUCCUUUGGCCUACACACAUGCCAUAGUGCAUGCCUGGGCACACACACAAAUAAAUUAUUUUUGAAAAAAGUCA